CUCAUUGGCUGAGGCCGCUGGAGCCCAGGGGAUUGCCUGGCACCGGCUGCAAGGCCCUGCUUCAUUCACAGAAACGCUGGCUCUCUCGCUAGCCUUUUCAUUCACACAAACAGCAUUUCAUUCACAUUUUGCUGUUUUUGUCCGCAUCUAAUGAAGAUCUCGCUUUGGGAAUGAUAGGGCUGUUUCGCUUCAGAUCUGGGGAGGACUCUGAUAACCAUCAAAAUCUUCUAUGGGGUGUGCAAUUGCUGUUGCUAUGCAAGCCAGGGGAAAGGAACAAAUGAGUGCCGUGUGGCUGUUCUGCUAGGGCUGCGGCACAGGAGGCGAGCCGUGGGGACGCGCUUCCUGUGCCGGGGACGCCGCGGCUCCUCUGCGCUCCUGCGUCCUAGUGGUUGGCUUCACCCGCUCGCCCGCCAUGAGUGGUGCUCAUUAAACGCUGCUCCGUAGAGCAGGGUUCAAGACUGGGGACCUCACGUGCCCCACAUGUUCGGUCAUGGGCGUGAGAGGACUCAGGGUGACCUGAGAGUGCGCUAAAGGUGAAUUUAUUCUCUUGCUCGGAAGUUGCGGGGAAACUUUGAUAGUGAGUGUUUCACUGUGGAGCAGGUGAUCUUAAUGCAUGAGGAAGGCUGGCAGAGCCCACUGAAGUCAAGAGUCAGCUUCAGUCUCGGGCAGACCUUCGGGGACGGCGAAAGCCUUGCUCUCCUAACUGAGAGGAAGAAGGCCUGUGCAUUUUACUUGCAAGCCCGAGCCUGACUCCUGAAAAGAAGGCAUAUUUUCCCCCCUGUGGAUUUGAUGUGCAAUGAGAACAGCUGCAUUUUUUCCUUCCUGACUGCAGGGUUGCAAGCAGCAACCGAAGGAACACUGAAAUGUAUUUGCAGCAUUUCUUAGGCGUUUUUCCAGACCUUAAACACAUUCAGUAGGAAUAAAGCUUCAAAUGCAGCCCCUAUUUUGGAAUGGAUUUCUGGAGCCUGUAGCCACUCGUCAAAGCAGCAGUUUUCUUCUUUUUUGGACGUGGAUAUUCAACUUAACCCUGGCUGAGAAAGACUGCUGUAAAUUAGCAGGGAAGACCCCUUGAUUGGCACUGUGCAGAAGUUCAUAUGCAGAUUUUUUUUUUAAGGAACUGCAUUGCCACAAAGACACUUGUCAUCGCUGCUCUGUUCAUUUGAAAAGAAAAAGAAAAACCCAGGAAAUUGGUAUUUUAUGUUCACCUGGUGGUGAAUAUCCUUUUUGUUUUUUCUAUUUAAAAAUUCCUGCUGCCUUCCAAGUCAGGAUUCAUCAGGAUUCGCUGAAGAUCUGAUUCUUAAAAAGCCUUCGUCACAUUUUAACGCAUCGCUGUUAGACACUUUUACAGGCUCACACAGAUGGGCUGAGCAGGGACGAGCAAACCCUAACAGAAUAAUGGGUUUCAGAAAGUUCAUUUGACGAUUUGAAGGAACUGGAUUGGAUUUACCUUUGGCACAAAUGCAGAGUGCGGGGGAUGGGAAGGUGAAAAAUCAAAGGUUGGAAGGAAAUCUCUGGGAAGGUAGAAAAAGGAAAUUUGAGAAUUGAUUGGCUCUAGUGUGCUGUCAGCGGGUGGAUGUCGUUUUUUUCUUCUUUUUUCCUUUUUUUUUUUUUCUGCUACAGGAAGUGAUUUGCAGUGCUCACCGAGCCUUUGUUGAGAAGGGUCUCCUCUCAGAGUGAGUCAUGCUUUUGCUGUGAGCAGCCCCAAGCAGCUGGGCGCUCCAUCAGAGGCAACUAUGACUUUUGCAAAGCAAACGUGCAACCCCAAGCAGUGGUCUCCCGGGCCGGGGCUGCGCGGCCGCUGCUGUGCUGGUUUUUAAUGGUGGGAGGGCACCAUUCUCGUGCUCUGCUCUCCCUCUCCAGAAGGCUGUCCCGGGGCCCCCACUCUCCGUCCCGCUCCGGGGACAGCGGCUCGCCUGCUAUGCGCGGCAGCCCGCGCCGGGGCCGGCACCAGCAGCGCCCGGGCGGAUGCAGCGAGCCCACGGAGGGGCAUGCUUCCACGCACCAAGUACAACCGCUUCAGGAAUGACUCGGUGACAUCGGUCGAUGACCUUCUCCACAGUCUGUCGGUGAGCGGCGGCGGAGGCAAGGUCUCGGCGGCGCGCUCGACCCCGGCUGCGGCUCCCUACUUGGUGUCCGGCGAGGCGCUGCGCAAGGCGCCCGACGAUGGGCCCGGCAGCCUGGGCCACCUGCUCCACAAGGUGUCCCACCUGAAACUCUCCAGCUCCGGCCUCCGCGGCCUGUCGUCGGCCGCCCGGGAGCGGGCGGGCGCGCGGCUCUCCGGCAGCUGCAGCGCGCCCAGCCUGGCUGCCCCGGACGGCAGCGCGCCCCCGGCGCCCCGCGCCCCGGCCAUGAACGCCGCCAGGAAAGGCCGGCCAGGCGACGAGCCGCUGCCCAGGCCCCCUCGGGGGGCGCCGCACGCCAGCGACCAGGUGCUGGGGCCCGGAGUCACCUACGUGGUCAAGUACCUGGGGUGCAUUGAAGUUCUGCGCUCAAUGAGGUCUCUUGACUUCAGUACAAGAACACAAAUUACCAGAGAAUUUCCUAUCUUCAGGACUUGGCUGAGGCUGGGAGAAGCUGUGUGGAGUGGAAAACGGACACUGAGGAAGAAUGGCAGGGAAGCCAUCAGCCGUGUCUGUGAAGCUGUGCCUGGUGCCAAGGGAGCCUUCAAGAAGAGAAAGCCUCCAAGCAAAAUGCUGUCCAGCAUCUUGGGAAAGAGCAACCUCCAGUUUGCGGGAAUGAGCAUCUCUCUGACCAUCUCCACUGCCAGUCUGAACCUGCGAACUCCAGACUCCAAACAGAUCAUAGCGAAUCACCACAUGCGGUCCAUCUCCUUCGCCUCUGGAGGAGACCCGGACACAACUGAUUAUGUUGCAUAUGUGGCUAAGGACCCUGUUAAUCGCAGAGCUUGUCACAUUUUGGAAUGCUGCGAUGGGCUGGCCCAGGAUGUCAUUGGCUCCAUAGGACAAGCCUUUGAGCUCCGGUUUAAGCAGUAUUUGCAGUGUCCUACCAAGAUUCCCGCUCUCCAUGACCGAAUGCAGAGUCUGGAUGAGCCAUGGACGGAAGAGGAGGGAGAUGGCUCAGACCACCCAUAUUACAACAGCAUCCCAAGCAAGAUGCCUCCUCCAGGGGGCUUUCUUGAUGCUCGGCUGAAACCCAGACCCCAUGCUUCUGACACAGCCCAGUUUGCAGGAAAAGAGCAGACUUAUUACCAGGGAAGACACUUAGGAGACACCUUUGGCGAAGACUGGCAGCAAACGCCUUUCAGGCAAAGUGAGAGGCAAGGGUCCUUGGACAUCUACAGCAUGCCAGAAGGGAAACUGCACAUGGCCCCCACGGGAGAAGCACCCACCUACGUCAACACCCAGCAGAUCCCACCGCAGGCCUGGCCAGCUGUGGUCAGCAGUGCUGAGAGCAGCCCGAGGAAAGACCUCUUUGACAUGAAACCUUUUGAAGAUGCUCUCAAGAACCAGCCGUUGGGUCCCAUGUUAAGCAAGGCAGCCUCCGUGGAGUGCAUCAGCCCUGUGUCACCCAGAGCCCCGGAUGCCAAGAUGCUGGAGGAGCUGCGAGCUGAGACUUGGUACCAAGGAGAGAUGAGCAGGAAGGAGGCAGAGGGGCUGCUGGAGAAAGACGGAGACUUCCUGGUCAGGAAGAGCACCACUAACCCAGGCUCCUUCGUCCUCACGGGCAUGCACAAUGGCCAGGCCAAGCACCUGCUACUCGUGGACCCGGAAGGCACGAUCCGGACAAAGGACAGAGUCUUUGACAGUAUCAGCCACCUCAUCAACCACCACCUAGAGAGUAGCCUGCCCAUCGUCUCUGCAGGGAGCGAGCUGUGCCUCCAGCAGCCAGUGGAGAGGAAGCAGUGACCUGGCCAGUGCUGCUCCCAGCACUGUGCACCAGGUCAGGAGGACCCGGAGUGGGCUGCAGUAGGGGCUGUAGGAACUGGGGCAGCUGCCUGUGGCUCAGAGUCUUCUUCAACAGCUCCAGAAGGAAGGCUGCUUCUAAGGUCAAGUUUCAUAAACUUGGUUCUGAAUUUCUCAUAUGCAUAUUAAAGGUGUACAUACCUAUACAUCCUGUACAAAUUAUCCCUCUAUAUUUAUAUUUUUUAAGACUAAGAAAGAUGUAAGACUAACAUUCUGUGCUGUAUGUUUUUAAUGGAAAAAAGUUUGACUGUAGUUGUCCAGGCAAAAAUUUAAUUCAACUGACCCAUUCUGCUGGGAAAUGCCACUAGAAAGGUGUAGCCUGCAGUUUUACCUAAUAAGCACAAUUGGAGGGGACUAGAAACGCAGAAUUGUGAUGGAAUCGCAAGGCGUGCUGCCCAGAGUGUGCCUAGUCCUGCACUGAGAGCUAUGAGACACUGGUUCCGAGGCAUGGCUGUGCUUGCUGGAGGGAGUGGGCAUCCUCCCUUGGCCUCCCUGGGACACCUCCUUUGCUCCCUGCACUGCAUGCCACAGACGACUCACUGCAGCUUCACUAAAGAGCAGGUGGUACUCCGGCUCCUCUGGGUCCUGCUGAGCACAGGACCUUGUCACCCUUGAUCCCAGUUAUGUGAGGAGUACUUGGGAAUUCAUUUCAUGCCAUUUUUGAAUGGCACAAAAAAAGCCUCCCCAAUCAAAAUCUUGAUUGACAGAUGCUUCCCUGUUCUCGUGCAUGUAAUGCUAAAAUGGAUAUUUGUAGAAGGGGCGGUUGGGGCGAACUCCUGGUCUGUGUCUCCUAGUCAGUGGUUGACUGUAGGCUGCUUGGGGUAGUUGCAAGCAAAGUUCCCCUCCUGCCUUGUAUUCAACAGGGGAGAAGCCUGUGUGAGAGCAAGAGUAGGUCCCAUUCCAGAGCUCAGUCCCGGAGACUCAGGCACUGAGGCCCCCAGGCUGUGUGUGCCAGAGGCCUGACCCAGCCCCAGGAGUCACUGGAAUCCAUUUGCCAUUCUGCCUCUGGAGAGAGGGAUGGGGGAAAAGCCUGCUGCCCCUACAACAAGGUUUCCCAGUCAUGCAGGGAAGGGCGUGCGCCCCACCCCACUCUUUGUCUUGAUUCCCUUCCUUCCAGGUAAAAUAUGGUCAUUUCCUGAGAAGUCAUUUGGUGUUAGAAAGCUGGCAAUGUUUAUAGCUUUGAAAUACUAUCUGGGCUGAGACCGCCCUGUGAUUUUGACAGACAGCCUUUAAAAAACAGUUGGAUCUGUUUGCUCGAUGGUAGCUUGGCUCUCUUUCUGGUGAGACCCCACAGGGUAUAGCACCCUGUACGGUAAGGGUCAGUGCAACAGAAAGACAGCCUGAACACACUUAGAGUUGGAUAGUGAUAGAUCUGAUCCCGUAAGGAGAGUUACGAGGAGACUGAACAGUCUGGCAGAGAACAAUACUGCUAAGUUCUAAUGCCCACGGCGUGAGCCCCGUUUCUGCCCUGGGGUGUGUGUAGCCAGAUGGAAGGACCCGUUAGAGCUAACCAGUGAGGAUGAGUCGGGGCAGGCCCAAGCCUUCGCUGGGGGUUUUGCCCUUUGAGGGUCUAUGAAUUAGAGAUGACAGUGAAGUCAAUGUUCUAGAAGGUUCUGCAGUGGAUUGAAACUCUGGAGAGUCAGUCCGACACUAAUCUAGACUGCCCUGCUGCUUCCUGAAAUGGUUUUGGCUUCAGGCAUCAUGUAAAUGUUCUGCUCAGUGAUUCAGAAACAGAGGGCUGCAGGGGGUGCCGGCAGCAGCUGCAUCAGCCUCCUGCCCCAAGACGGCGCAGAGUUGGGUGCUCUGAGAGCUGCCCUGCACAUCUGUCCUCGGAAGGCCUGGAGCCCUGGAGAGAUGCAUGCAGCUCUGACCCACCUGUGCGUGAAUGUGCACCACUGGAAAAUGUGCAAAAUGACCUUCUUUUAACAUUCGUGCAUUCCCCUCUUGUGAAAGGUCAAAAUGCUAUUAUAACGUUCAGGGAGAAUAGCAAAACAGGAAAUGCGAGUUAGGAGCCGUGAAUGCUGUGGCACUUGAUUUACUUGAUUUUUCUCUUGGGGGGACUUGAAUGAUAAUCUGCAGCUUUAGUAGCUCUUGCUGUGAAGUCAGUGUCUGGUUCAAUGGUGACAGAAAACAUAUAUUUUUUUUUUGCAUGAGAAUCAAUUUAGAAAAUAAAAAGUAUUGGAGUCAAAUUUUUUCUUUUUAAUAUUAAUUCAAAAUAUAUAUUUUUAACCUUGGAUUAUAAGGUUGAUCACACUAGAAUAGUGCCAGUGAGGCGAACAGGUUCAGACAUCGCAGAUGGCAGCGAUUUUCUAAUCUUUGUUCCCUUCCAUUUGGAAAGUGUGUUAGAGCACACAUUAGUUAUCCCGACUCUUCCCUCCAGCACCGUGUGCUGGGCCAUUCCUGUGAGCCUCAUUGACACAUGGGGAAACUGAGGCAGGGGCUGGUGCUGCACCUUGCUGGAGGCCAUGUUGUCAUCUGGCUGCAGCGCUCUUCUGCUCACUCAGCGUUUCCUGAGCCUGCUGCGUGCCAGCCUGUGCUUUGAGGUCAGGAUUCCAAGGCAAAGGCAAUGGAGCCUCCUUGUUGCCUAGCCUGCGCCCCUUUUCCCCCUGCUUUCUCAGACUACAUCUCUGCCUGGGCAAGGCAGGAAGCUGAACAAUGAAUGCAGGGGGAGCGGCACUACGCCUUGCCUUCCAGGGCCUCAGGCUUCCAGGACACAGUCGCUGCUGCUGUGCUGGGCCACCCUGAGCCUGCAGAGUGCACCUGGGCCCUGUUGCCCUCCCAAUGGGUACCAACACUUAACCCAGAAUUCUGUGUCUUCUGGGAGUUACAAGAUAGGGGCCAGCAGUCCUAAAUGGCUCCUCUGCCCUUACAGAGUGGCCUUGGAGACCCCCACCCAGCUUUCCUCUCCCUAUGAAUGAAUCAGCUGUGCUUCAAAUGACAUCUCUGUCCAGCAGAGGCCAGCUGGGCCUCUCAUGGGGGUACUCACUGUGGUUGAAGUCAGCUUCAAUUCUUGACCCUCCAAGGUAGCCUCUGAGUAGCUCACUGGAGAAUCGGGUGGGCAGGUGAUAAACACCACAGUCAAAUGACUCAAUCUUAAAUCCCGUGCUUAAGACACCACUGUUGCUGCUUUUAUAUUUGAGGGGUCUAAAGACUGGGUGUCCACUCAGCCUUGAUGAGCGGGUGGCUAUUUUCUCAAGCCAUCUCUAACGUUGGGGUAAUGGACAAAGGCCUGACUGGGCCACAUAUGGCUUUUUUAGUGCUUCCUGGAGGUGGAGGCGCUCUGAGUAAUUUCUAAUGAAGACAGAAAAUGACAAGCCAUGUAUGUAUGUAAAGGCCUAACUUAGAAGGAAAGACAGGCCCAGGGGAGCAUGGACCCUAAACGGUCCAUGUGCUGGGGGCACAGUGGACAUGUGUGUCCAGCCCAGCCUCUAUGCCUGGUGCUGGCAUUCUGAGGAUGGCCCCCAGCUCCCGAAGUAAAGCUUUCCUUUUCAGUGACAUCCGACAUGUGGCUAGCUUCUUUCUAUAAGCAGAGCUUUAAGAUGGACAUCUGGGUCCUCAUUUCCUCCCUAUUGGCCGCCACCUGAAGGCAGUCACACAUGUCCUUUCUGUUGGGCUGAGCUGGGCAGAAGCCUCAGACUGUAGGCCUUCCCAGAACAGGGGCAGCGCUGGCCACGAGUAAUACCUCCCUCCAGCCUCCACCCUGGCACACCCAGAUGGCAUGGACUCUGAGCCUUGGCAUGCUCUACACCACAGGGCUACACAUGUUCCCAGCUUGAGAGAGUGCUGGGGAUUGACAAGUAUAUGAAACAUAUAAAGCGCAAUGACUUUCUAAAAUUCUGCGUUCCCAACGUGCCCCUCGGUUCUCUCUCACUGGUUCAGGUUUGUGUGCCGUCCAUAAAUCCCUUUCUGUGGAUGGUGACAAUAGGAUUGGGGGUGGGUGGGAGGAUGGUGGAAAGACUGGGAAGAGGUCAUCGCAGGACCCAGACAGGCCUUCGCAGUGGGUUUCAGAGUAACACUCAGGUUCUCUGGUGGAACUUUCAAAGCUGGCUCCAAGAAAGACCAAGUAGAUAAACCCACUCUUGGACAUAGUGCCAACCUAGAACUGUCAGCUCCUAGAGCUGUCCUGCGGAGGCCGGCCGGGCGUCUCAUGGUGGUGCUCAUUGUGGUUGAAGUCAGCUUUGAUUCUUGACCCUAACUCAGGAUCACAGGGAAGGGAGCUUGGCAAGACAGCACAGCUGGGGCCCCACUUUUCAGAUGAAACUGGAGCCAUGUAAGGGGCUGGGGAUCGACUUAGGAAAGAGCACAGCACUCACAGCGUCCUGGGCCUGCACGUAAAGCUUGCCCCCCAUGGAAACGACAAGGAGUGCUUCCCGCCCCAGGUUCUACCUCUGUGCUCCCUCUAAAAAUGCGUGAAAGCCUGAGUUAUUCAGAUGCGAGAGGCAGUGUUUCUGUUUCCUCUUUCUUAGUUGGUCUCCUUAGAAGGAGACCCUGAGAGAGGACUUGAGGGUCAUGUAGUUUAUUUGAGUGAAGAUCCCAGGAGUAGGGAGAGAAGGAAGCUGACGAGGAAGGCGUACAUUAUCAAGUAAGUUACUGUGAUGUGUCGUGUGCACAGCCGAAUCCCACUGGGAAACCCCGAGAGACAGAGCUGACACCCCAGAGUUAAUCCAGCAAAAUGGGGAGACAGCUGGGGUAUUUAUUCACCAAGUCUAUCACUGAUGGAAGGCUGUUUCAGAAACAAUGUCUGACUGGCCCUGCACACACCUAAGCAUACUUCCCAAGCCGGGGAAGUCCUCGGGCUGAGAGACAGGCAUGCAUGACAAGCAGACCUGGAGUGGAAGGCAGGCAUCAGAACUAGCUCGUGAGCUGGUUCAGACACAGACUGCAAGCCUGCUACCCCCUGCUAUCCCCCACCCCCCAAAUCCCUCAGCCCCCAACCCCCUCCCUGCCCUUGCCCCCACCAAGUUCCUGACACCCUAGGUCUGGAGUGGGGCCCGAGAAUUUGCAUUUCAAAAAAACAUCUCAAAGUGAUGCUGGUGCAGCUGCUCUGAAGUCUUGACUUUGAGAACCACUCACUGGUGAGAGUUUCCAGCCCUUACCUGUCUCUUAUUGAUGGUUCCCCCCUCUAAUUUAUAAUUAUGUUUUCACACCACUUCAUGUCACAGAUCCCAUGGUCCGUGCUGUGAAUUUAGAAGUGGAGAAUUAAUAAGCAUUUAUAACUCCAUGCAACCAUUGCUGGCAGCUUAAAUGCCAUCUGCCAGCCACAAUUUAUUUAUAAUGGGGUUUAUACAUAUUUAUAAGUUUGCAAGCAACAAAUGCACAGUUUUUAAACUGGCACAUUUUAUAGCAGCCAGAAAAAUUGCAACUUUAUACCAAGACUUGUGAAUGUGAAUUGCAUAUGUAUAUACAUACAUGCAUAUACUUACAUUGAUUAAAAACAGAUCUGCAGCUCUGUGUACACACGUGGGUUGGCUCUGUGCUGUGCACCUUGGGACUCCUCCCUGGGCUUUGGUUUUAUAACUAACAAGGACAACCAGGAAGUCAAACAAACGUGAAGAAUUUGGGAAUUGGCAGAUUGUGGCAUUGGCCAUGGAGGAUGGUCUUGGAUGCUGCCGGAUGUGGGACCCAGUACAAAGGGAACAGGAACAGGACAUGAGGACAGGGGUUGGGGGAGCCCAUUGUGGGAAAUGACAGAGAAGCCAGCAGGGGAAGAUAAGGAAAGAAGAAGGUGGAGGCAGGAUAAAUGUGACAAGGGAAGGGGAGGAUAAAACAAGUCUAGAUUUAGAUCUUUGUUCAUGCAGCCAUGCACAGGCAUGAGGCCAAUGGGGAAGGAGCAGAAAGGGAAGGUGUGGUGGAGGAAGCUGUGCUUGUGAUGUCAUGUUUUGGUGUAUUCCCAGGUGCAGCUGCAUAUACUUGGCACAGUCUCUUGGCAUUUCUAGCCAGCUUCUUGGCCUCAUUCAUGCAUUAGUUAAUAUGUGGCUGGCCCUGUACUGGGAUUGAGAGAUAGAGAAGCAAAUACAACUCUGCCUGAGUUUAUAACCUAGAAAGAAAUAAAGACACACACAUAUACACACACAAAGAUGUUGAAUUGUUAAAAGCCUUAGGUACUAGUGUGUCCAGGUUCACUAGAACCAGCAAGGGCAGAGCGCCCAGGUCAGUUUGGGGACUCUGGAGGCUUUGCACUGAAGGCAACUGAGUGUUAGUGGCAUGGAGGAGAGCGUGGAAGGCUCUGGAUGGGGAGGGACAGCCUGGAGGCACCACUCUCAGUAGAGAUGCUAGAAGAGGCGGGAGGCAAUCCCAGCCUCCCUUCUUUCCUCCCCCUGGCUGUCACAGAUGCUCUGAAUAGAUGAAUCCCUCAGGCCCGAAACACACAGGCUCCUUCCCUAGGGCUAGAAAAAUGGUUCUUGCUGAAAAGCACCAGGAAUAAAAUCUCAUACAAUUUUAAGUGUCUAUUUUUUUGUCUCACCUUGAAAUACUGCAGACAGAAAAAUACACACAUGGGGAAGGAAUGCUGCGGUCCUGAGCUUUGAGGUAAUGAAUUUGCACUCACGUGGACAUUUUUACCAUAACCAAAGUUUCUAACCACCAAAUCAAGUGACAAUUAAAACAGACAUUAAUAGGUAAAUCCGUCUUUAAAUAUUAACGGGGUUUUUUUUUUAAUAACUAUGUGUUGGUUGCAAGUGGAUUGUUCUCUGUUCAUUUGACUUUUGGAUAUAACUUGUUCCAGAAUAUUGUAAAAUUAAGUAUGUGAAUGUUUCUUUGUAUUCAGAAUUAAACAUUUGGUGUUAAAAUCCCAGGAUUAGGAGACAACUCCAUGUAAAUUUAAUGUGUAAUAAUAAGAUAGUUACUUUUUAAAAAGCAUUUGGAUGGCAAAUUAUACAUAUUGACAGAUGAGUAUUAUUUGAAAAUUGUUUUGUUUUCAUUAACUUUUGUGAAGCAAAAAGAAUGACUGUAAUGGUCUGCGUCUUGGCAUGUUGCCAAUUCACCACUUUCUACUUUGUGCUGAAACAGAACUGGCUUUUUGGACAUCCCUGAGGAGUGGAAAUGCAAAACGAAUUUCAAGUUCUCUAAUCUUUGUUCUACAACAAAUGGUAAAACCUAAGUUAUCUGGUCAAUCUUUUGGAGAUUUGACAACACAGCAGGUGAAGAGAAUUAGCUUCAAUUCCCUCCUUACUGUCAAUGGAUCCACGGGGAUUCCUUCACUCUGUCAGGAAAUGGUUUCCAAGUGUGAGCUCUUCAUGAUCUGUCUGGUGCAUCUCUGUGCUCCUGGGAUCGCCAAGUGCAGGCACGGCAUCACAUCCCCAAGUGUCAUCCUGUGACCCAGGAGGGGAAGAUGACACACCCAGUUUAGGUAAUGCCGCACUUCUUGUUAUAAUUGGUUAUUGGAAAAUGUGCCUUUAUUAUCAGAACAGUGGUGUGUGCAUUUCUGAUUAUGUAGCUAACCUUUGGAUAUCUGACUUACAUACUAAAAACAUUUGGAUGUUGCAGUUUUGCACUUGUAGAUACAAUUUAAAAGCAUGAAAUUGGUGAUUUAAUUAGAUGUUUUCUAUAAAAUGCACCGUGUUACAUUUCUGUGAAAGGCUCUUACCAGCGUGGAAUAACUGGCUCAAGGGUUGACGGUAACAACCAUUUUCUAAACAGUUGAUUGUUUAAAGGACUGUACACGUAAGUCUGGGAAAUAAAGGCUAUUGUGAAAAGUC
Molecule: messenger RNA, 11620 nt
Organism: Callithrix jacchus (white-tufted-ear marmoset)
Lineage: Eukaryota; Metazoa; Chordata; Mammalia; Primates; Cebidae
Gene: SHC3
Product: SHC adaptor protein 3
Biological process (GO): cell surface receptor protein tyrosine kinase signaling pathway; intracellular signal transduction
Cellular component (GO): plasma membrane
Molecular function (GO): receptor tyrosine kinase binding
Source: RefSeq, a predicted model, not a curated record